Gilbertella persicaria is the source of this 1770-nucleotide messenger RNA. RefSeq lists its product as uncharacterized. The coding region runs from base 1 to 1770 and encodes 589 amino acids. The transcript has 5 exons. NCBI's taxonomy places the organism in Eukaryota, Fungi, Mucoromycota, Mucoromycetes, Mucorales, Choanephoraceae. The record is from RefSeq and is a predicted model, not a curated record.
AUGAGUGGAAACAUGGCAAAUCAACCAUGUCUCAUUUGGGAUUCUGCAGCGACAAAUACCAAGAUUACAUUUACGUACGAGCAAGUGUUAGAACAAGUCCAGACACUGGCUGGUGUGUUCCAUUCCUAUGGUCUGUCCAAAGGAGACACUGUUUUGAUCUAUAUGCCUAUGGUACCUGAAGCUGUAUUUGCUUUUUUGGCCUGUGCUCGUAUGGGUAUCGUGCAUAGUGUCGUGUUUGGUGGAUUUGCCCCAAAGGAACUAGCAAAACGUAUAGAUGAUUGUAAGCCCAAGAUUGUCUUGACAGCCAGUUGUGGUAUUGAACCAAAAAGAAUUAUACCUUAUAAACCACUUCUUGAAAGUGCUUUGAAAUUAACUAGUCAUCACGUCCCUAUUCGAAUUGUGUUUCAAAGACCAGGUCAAGAAAGAGCUUUGAUGAACUAUGCUCAAGGUGAUCGAGAUUAUGAUGAUGAAAUGGAAUACAUUCGAAAAAAGAAGGCUCAGUUUAAGCCAUGUGUCCCUGUGGAUAGUGACGAUCCUCUUUAUGUAUUGUAUACAAGCGGAACCACAGGACAGCCUAAGGGUGUUGUUAGAUCAAAUGGAGGACAUGCCGUUGUAUUAAGAUGGUCAAUAGAGUAUGUAUUUAAUAUUAGAAAAGGAGAUGUUAUUUUCACAGCAAGUGAUAUUGGCUGGGCAGUCAGUCACAGCUAUACCAUUUAUGGCCCUAUGUUGAUUGGUGCCACGACUAUCUUGUAUGAAGGCAAGCCUAUAGGCACUCCUGAUGCAGGUGUGUUUUGGCGUCUUAUCUCUGAAUAUAUGGUUAAGACUAUGUUUACUGCUCCUACUGCUGUUCGGGCUAUCGCGAGAGAGGAUCCUCAGGGCAGUUUGGCCAAGAAAUAUGAUUUGAGCUCACUGACAUCUCUCUUUUUGGCUGGUGAAAGAAGCGACCCUGGAACACUUAAAUGGUGUCAAAAUACAGUGCAUAAGAACUGUACAGUGAUUGAUAACUAUUGGAGCACUGAAUUAGGAUCUCCUGUUACUGCUAUCUGUGCUGGUGUGGUUAAAGAUGCACGUAAGGCUGUCAAAUGGGGAUCAGCGGGUAAACAAGUUCCUGGAUCGCGCAUCUGUGUCUUGAAAGAAGGCAGCUUGGAAGAAGCAAAAGAACCUAAUCAGUUUGGAAAUAUCGUCUUAAAACUCCCUUUGCCUCCUGGCGCUUUCCCAGGAUUAUGGAAUAAUGAAACAGGCUAUAAGGCAAGUUAUUUUGAUAAAUAUCCUGGGUAUUUUGAUACAGGCGAUGCUGGUCUGGUUGAUGAAGAAGGUUAUGUUUAUAUCAUGUCUCGCACAGACGAUAUCAUCAACGUGGCAGGUCAUCGCCUUUCCACUGGAUCGAUUGAGCAAAUUCUUGCUUCGCAUCCUUUAGUGGCAGAAUGUUGUGUUGUCCCUUUACCAGACAAAUUAAAGGGCCAUGUUCCUUUGGGUAUACUUGUUUUGAAGCAUCAAAAAAUGACUUUAGAUCAACAAGUGCUAAAUAAGGAAUUAGUGGAAGCUACACGUCGGGAUUUGGGAGCGAUUGCAUGCUUUGAAAAGGUUGUAAUUGUGUCCCGCUUACCCAAAACAAGAAGUGGUAAAGUCUUAAGAAGAAGCAUUCGAGAAAUGGUGGAGGGUAAAGAAGUUAAGGUACCCGCCACUAUUGAAGAUGAAGAUGCUCUUUAUGAAAUUUAUCGCGUAUUGAAACAGCAUGAUUUAAUUCCUCCUUUACUCAACAAAUUGUAA